UGUUUAAUUUUUAUGUUAUUAUCUCGAUUUUUUUUUAUUUUUUUUGUAUAUUAAUCUGACCGCCCACUGACGGCUGACCAAUUUAUUACCUUUUUGUAUAAUGGAAAUCAGCUCUCCUUUUCUGUCACCGAGAGCGAGCUGAACCGUGUAAUUUCUAGCAAGCUGGCUAGGAACAGUGGACCCGCGAGGCCAGGCAGACAUGACCAUGUAAUUAUUAUUGCGUCCGCGUACUGCCUUGACGUUCUGGCAGUAGUCUAUAUGCUGUGGAACAGAAAGUACCCACCGAUCAAGUCCAAGAGUCCGAUAAUCAUGGCCAUGAUGAUGGCGAUAUCUAUAAUUUGGUUUGUUGGUGAUCUCCAGGCUAAUGGGCACGUGCCUUUGGCAGGUACUCCAAUGACUAACUGCAAGGCUUUUGGGCUCUGGAUGCGAAUUUUGCUUGGCGUGUGCAGCUUGUGCGCCUUGACAACAUUGAGGGCAUAUGGAUUGUAUCGCCUGGGACUUUAUCUUCCUUUGCAUUUACUUUCUUUGCCUAAUUAUUUUGGCAUUGUCUUUCAGGUGCUCAAGCCCGAAAUAACGACUAUGUAUAUUGCGGCACUCGACCUCUGCAACCUACACACUUUGUACAAGGCAAUUCUUUUUACGUUGCUUGCAUUGACCUGGUUAAUCUUGGUGUUUAUUCAUUGGAAGAUACGCAGCAUUAAAAGCUCAUUUAACGAGAGUCGUGAAAUUUCCCUUGGCCAACUGUUGUUCAAUCGGCAACGCUACCUCGAAAACUGGAUCAACAAGCUGCGCAAGGACGGAUUGCAGAGAAUGUACGAAUUCGACCCAGACACAUUUGUUACGAAUGGCCGAGAGUCGCUUUUGCUGACAAACACUGUUCUGGGCAAAACCGAUGAGCAAUUUUACCCGGUCCAAGAUAGCAUUUACGGAUACAAGGACGCUGAUUCUUCAUACAAGUCAAAUCUGGACUACCCCAUGAAUUCUUAACAGCCGUAGUUUUGGAAUUAGCAGAAAUUUGUUUGGGCAGA
This is a messenger RNA of Kickxella alabastrina, 1028 nucleotides long. RefSeq lists its product as uncharacterized. Lineage: Eukaryota; Fungi; Kickxellomycota; Kickxellomycetes; Kickxellales; Kickxellaceae. The record is from RefSeq and is a predicted model, not a curated record. Bases 259 to 987 code for a protein of 242 amino acids. The transcript has 3 exons.